AUGGCUGGCUCCUUCGCUAGGCUGACCCGUCUGCGUAAGCUUGAUCUUUCGCAGAACCAGCUUGCUCGAAUAGCGCCUGCCACCUUCUCGGGGCUUCGGUUGUUACGGCUUCUUCGGCUCGACGAGAAUCACGGUUUGGAACUGGCGCCCGGUGCCUUUGUGGGUGCUCAAAUCGCCGGACUUAGUCUGGAGGCAACCGGCUUGACGAAAUUGAAGUUGACCGAUCUCGAGCCGCUGUUGCGAAGUGGUGUUGGAGUCGGCGGCCGAUUGGAGUCUCUCAAUCUGGCCAACAACGCAUUGACAGGCCUCGAGGCGGGACUCGAGCUCGGUCUGUCGAGUCUGCAGCCGGGCAGUUUGGUGUUGGAGGGCAAUCCGUGGCGUUGUGAUUGCCGUCUCGCUUGGCUGGCUCGACUGUUGGCCCGCCAGGCGAGACAAGCUGCCACGCCCGGUUUGGCCAGUCAACCGGGGCCCGUGUGUCAAGAACCCGUCGAGUUGGCAGGUCGACAAGUCGACAGUCUCCGACUUGACGAGUUGGUCUGCACCCCGCCUCGACUAACCGGCAUCGAGGUUGAACUGACUGGUCUCAGUCGAACUGUCGAUUUUCCAGAAUAUGCCUUCAACGAAGUUGACGAUGGAGUCGACUUUGAUGGUUUGGUCGCCAGACUACGCUGUCUUGCCAGCGGAUCGCAAGAUCUAAACGUCACAUGGUUUCGUCGGGUUGUCAGCCCCGGAAAAACCGGUACCAGCCUUCAACUGGAGCCAGAGUCACGCUCACCAAGUCUGGGCGUGGCAGAGCUGCAUCUGCAUCAGACGAGCAUCACUACGCCCGGCAACCGUUGGCGACGCAACAGGCGUCUGGCACGCAGUUACUCGCAUCUGAGUGACCAGUUGGCCGAAAUAACGAAAGAGGAGACAAGACGGAUGGAGCAGGAGCAGGAGCAGGAGGAGCAUGAGGAGGGAACUGGUGUCGUGGCUACCUCGGCAUCUCUCGCCAAGCCGGAAAUGUUCACAUGUCUCGUGAUUGACGCCAACGGCAAAACCACCGCUGAUGUCAGUCUCAUUUGGCCCAAACAUUUGCCCGCCUCAAAUGUGCACAUACCAAUCGGUAAGCAACAACACUUCCAGACCGAUUCCAACAUUCGGAAAGAGGUGGCCGAGAGGAUUGACGAGUUGUCGAGCCAGAAUGCCCAAUACGAGCCUGCAGGUGGAGACAAGAAGACUGAUCCGAUUUAUUCAAUCGUCACGGCCGGGGGUAGCGAAUUUCUUUACGAAGUAAGUUGUUGCCACGGAUGA
Protopolystoma xenopodis is the source of this 1293-nucleotide messenger RNA. Lineage: Eukaryota; Metazoa; Platyhelminthes; Monogenea; Polystomatidea; Polystomatidae. The record is from the annotation of a GenBank genome assembly.